Molecule: messenger RNA, 2531 nt
Organism: Suillus clintonianus
Lineage: Eukaryota; Fungi; Basidiomycota; Agaricomycetes; Boletales; Suillaceae
Product: alpha beta-hydrolase
Exons: 16
Coding region: 291-2417 (708 amino acids)
Biological process (GO): proteolysis
Molecular function (GO): serine-type endopeptidase activity
Source: RefSeq, a predicted model, not a curated record
AAUAACUUGAAUCCUGAGGGUCGCGGUCAAGACUCAAAUUCAUCUUCUGAAUCUGACCUGCAUGAAUAUCCAGUGCACAAGUGUGGGAGCUGAAGUAGCUGAAGUGAUCGUUACCCACGAGAACACGCGGUGCUCGUCGUUUAAUCACACGACGUUGGCGCGGACGUCUAUCGUCAAGUGUGCUGCACGCGGCGGACCGUGGACGAAUAGCGUAUACAAACCUAGUCUCAGACGCCUUAAUGAUACCACGCGUAUACUUCCUUUCUUGCGGCUGAGGCUUUGCUGUUCAGAUGGCUACAGACUUUACCCUCAGUGAGGAUGCAAAUGCACUCUCCCCGCAAGAUAUGCUCACCCUUCCUCGGCCUGGUGCUCCCUUGCCAAACGACAUCGGCGAUCUUGCUAUCGUACCCAUCAGCACGUACUCUUUCCAAGAUCACAAGUCUCACAUGUCGCUCUCCGUCGUCGCUCUCGGCGAUGGUCAUAUCUAUGACAUUCCUUUGCCCGACGGUGGUGAUGCCUUCUGGCUUGAUUCCCGCACCAUCGCACACGUCGUGACAAAAGAUGACACACAGAGCCUCUACACCAUUUCCAUCACCACUUCACCUCUCACCUCUGACACCUCCUCCCUUGUAGGAUCCUUCCCCAUCACCACCGCAAGCGCUUUCCGUUACAGUCCCAGCGCUCAGCGUCUCGUGUUUUCCGCAUACGUGUAUCCUGAUGGCCUCCUCGAGACCGUAAAGGAGCAGGACACGGCGUAUGAGAAUCGGGGCAAUUCUGCCCUGGUGUAUGAUCAAACUUUUGAACGCCAAUGGGGUACAUGGGUCAGUCCCAAGAGCAAGGCUCUCAUUGGGGUCAGUCUGGCAAACAUAGGUGCGAAGUGGGUACUGGGGGAAGCUUACGUGAACGCGCUGAAGGGGACGGGACUUUCUUCCCCCGUGGAACCAUUCGGUGAGGCGGAUGACUAUGAUAUUUCCAAAACGCAUAUCAUCUUCACUGCAAAGGACCCACAACUCCCCAAGGCCAUGCACACCAGGCAAAAUAUCUACCUUGUUGCACAUGACGGAACAAACCUCAGGCAGCUCACCUCGGGCACCCAAGGCGCGACGCACUCUCCCGUCUUCAGCCCCUCUGGCGACAAAGUCGCGUGGCUGGAACUUCCUUUUGAUGGGCAAGAGAGUGAUCGCGCCAAAGUGGUAAUCUACGACCUCAACAAGGAUGUCCAGUUCACCAUCACGGAGGACUGGGACCGCUCCCCUGGUUCUAUCAUCUUCUCCCCUUCCUCUGCCCUCAUUUACGCCACUACGGGCGAUCACGCCCGCAUCAAGGUCUUUGCGCUGGCAAUUCCGCCAACACCUCCCUCCAACACCACGUACACCACUCAACCUACAGCCCUCACCUCCAGCGGUUCUAUAUCUGGCUUCAAGCCAAUCCCAGGCGGCAGGGCCACCUUUGCGCUUUCUAGCCUGACGUCCCCGAACGAAGUGUAUGAGCUUAGUGGGCUUGAUGUCGCCGAGGAAAAUCUCUUAGCCGGAAGAAAAGUAGAUGUGAAGGCGACGACUAUUACACGCCUUACUUCAUUCGCUACCCCAGGGCUCCAGGGAAAAUAUCUUUCCCCGGGGAAGGAUUUCUGGUUCAAAGGUACGGCUGAGGGGCAGGACACGCAUGGUUAUGUCAUUACUCCACCUGGAUUCCAACGUGGGGUCAAUAGGAAGUGGCCUGCGGUGUUGUCUAUCCAUGGAGGCCCGCAGUGGGCAUGGUUUGAUGAGUGGUCGACGUUUUGGAACCCAAAUGUCUUUGCGAGCCAGGGAUACGUGGUCGUUUCUAUCAAUCCAACGGGAUCCACUUCAUUCGGACAGAACUUCACGGAUGGUGUCAGUAAUAACUGGGGAGGCCGCCCGAUCCAGGAUUUAUUGAUGGGGUGGAAGUAUAUCCUUCAAGAAUACCCAGAGAUUGACCAAAGUCGCACGGUAGCUGCUGGUGCGAGUUAUGGUGGGUAUGUAAUCAACUGGAUCCAAGGCAACCCGGACUUCGGAUUUGGGUUCAAGGCACUAGUCUGCCACAAUGGUGUAUUCGACAGUACUUACAGUAGUUAUGCCACUGAUGAACUGUUCUGCUUCAACCACGAAUGGGGAGGACGCCCAUGGGAACCCGCCGCAAUCGAAACAUCGCGGAAAUACAAUCCCGCGUACACCGUUGCUAAGUGGUCCACUCCGCAACUGACGAUUCAUAGCAGCAAGGAUUACAGGCUUCCUGAAGGAAAUGGCAUUGCGGCUUUCCAUGCAUUGCAGCAGCUGGGCGUUCCGAGCCGCCUUCUGAUCUUCCCCGACGAAAACCAUUUGCUGCAAGAUGCUGCGAAUAGUUUGAAAUGGCACUAUGAGGUGUUUAGGUGGUUUGAUCAGUUCGUCGGGCUUUCUUAGGAUAUGUUUUGGAAACAAAUCGGGGCAAUUGUAAGAUAUAAGUUAUCAUAUAACUAUACGAGGGAGCCUUCGUGAUCGCUCCUCGCGUCCCAGAUGCUCAUGCACGACAGCCCC